AAGUUGAAUAUAAAUUCUGCUACCUUAACAUAACUAAACGUUAGAGAUAAACCAUGGAAGAAUCAAAGAAGGAACAACUAGAAUCUGAUGAUGACACCCCAAGUCCACUACCUCAAUCUCAAGAGCUUUCCUAUUUUCUCAAAGAAAAAGAACCAGAGAACGAAGGCACUUCAAACAGCGCCGUUAAACAAGAGCGCAACGAGCGCGAUUAUGCUUCGUCUUCGCUCAAUCAAAUUCCUGGUGGUGGAACAGAUACAAAGGACUCAGUUGACAGAGAUGCUGUUCUAGCUAGGGUUGAAUCACAGAAAAGAUUGGCUUUAAUUAAAGCAUGGGAAGAAAAUGAGAAGACAAAAGUUGAGAAUAGGGCAUAUAAGAUGCAAUCUGCAGUUGAUUUGUGGGAGGAUAAUAAGAAAUCAUCAACUGAAGCAAAAUUCAAAGGAAUUGAGGUAAAAUUGGACCAAAAGAAGAGUGAAUAUGUUGAAGAUAUGCAAAACAAAAUAGCUGAAAUUCAUAAAUCAGCAGAAGAGAAAAAGGCAAUGAUAGAAGCUCAAAAAGGUGAGGAAAUUCUGAAAGUAGAAGAAACAGCUGCAAAGUUUCGUACUCGUGGAUAUGAGCCAAGAAGACUUCUUGGAUGUUUCGGUUUAAGGUUUUUUCGUUAA
Lathyrus oleraceus (garden pea) is the source of this 659-nucleotide messenger RNA. Its product is annotated as remorin 1.4. The transcript has 5 exons. Bases 54 to 659 code for a protein of 201 amino acids. The record is from RefSeq and is a predicted model, not a curated record. NCBI's taxonomy places the organism in Eukaryota, Viridiplantae, Streptophyta, Magnoliopsida, Fabales, Fabaceae.